AUGAGCACCAAAUCGCAAACCUCGUCCUCGUCCGCGUCAGAACAAAAGGGCCACGAGUCGGAAUAUGCAGAAGAGAUUAAGAACCCUGGACUCGACGUUAUGUCACUUUCGCGCGCGGUCAGAGCAAGGAAAGCUGAGUACACGCGCCGGCGAUCUAUCCGAGUCAAGGUCGGCACGUGGAAUGUAGCCGGCAUCUCCGGCACCGAAAAAGACAUUGGUAGGUGGUUUGUUCAAGGAGACGGGGUGUGCGAGAGUUUCUCUGGGACAAACUACGCACGGGAUCCAGAAUCUCAAUCGUCCAGCAAGAAUGACCCGGACGGUGCCAAGAAAGGAACCUUUCGCUACAGCCCCGAAGAGAUAGACCUCUACGUCUUGGGUUUGCAAGAAGUGGUCGAUAUCUCUUCCCCAACGGAAGCGCUCCGACCGUACGUCGACUUAGCACCGUCCAAGCGUUGGAAGGAAGCGGUCCAAAAGGCGCUCCCUGGAGGAUAUCAGCUAGCCUCUGAAAUUCAGUUGGUCGGCUUGUUGCUUCUGAUAUAUACGUCGCCCGCCAUUGGAGACAGUAUAUCUUCUAUCAAUAAUACCUCUGUUGGUACCGGGCUGAUGGGGUACAUGGGAAACAAGGGCGCCGUGGCAACGCGCCUUGUCCUAGGCGAAACGACCCGUUUGGUCUUUAUCAACUGUCAUCUCGCAGCAGGGUCCGACAAAGGCAGUUUAGAGCGACGUAACUGGGACUCUUCUCAGAUUGCCCAACGUGCUAAAUUUGACUCGGUUUGGACCGAGGGUGACGAAUCGGCUGAAUCGGGCGAAGCAAUUGGAGAUGAAGAUUUCACUUUCUGGUUUGGUGACCUCAACUACCGCCUUGACGAUAUCUCUGGUGACGACGUGCGCCAAGUCCUCGCCCGACACACUGUCAAUGAGUACGACAAAGAGCGCCAAGCAAAGCAGUCGUCAAGCCAUUCGGAGGACUCUACGGCCGAUUCCGGUAAUGAGUGGCCUUCUUCUCCCCCCGAAGAAGAGGAGACGGGGUCAGCCACAGACCCUGUCACCGACGAAGAGAUCGAUCCUCAUAAUGACCCUGCAUCUCUUCAAACUACAAUUUCCUCGCUCCUCCCACAUGAUCAACUCGGACUUCAACGGAGAAAAGGCACAGCUUUCCAUAAGGGUUGGCGGGAAGGCCACAUCACAUUCUUGCCAACAUACAAAUAUGAUGUCGGAAGUGUAGCCAUGUUUGAUUCGAGUGAGAAGCAACGGGGUCCUAGCUGGUGUGAUCGGAUUCUCUUUCGCACUCACCGGGACAAGUUGAGACAUGAGAAGCUCGACGAGGAGGCGGAGGUGGCCCGAAAGAGGGACGAGGAGAUGAAGGCAAGCGGGCUGGACAAGGCUGUUGCCGAUGAUAACGUCUUGUUUGAAUAUGACCCUGAUGCAGAUGGUGCAAAUAGCGAAGAGUACGUAUCAGACGAGGAUCAAGCCGAUGACGAUGCAGUCACAAUUGCAUCGUUGGACUCUUCCCCCGAUCCAAUUCAUCUAGACCAAUAUGUGUCGCAUCAAGGCAUCCUUUCGUCGGACCACAAGCCUCUGGAUGCCAUCUUUACCUUGAGCUUUGAUGCGGUCAAUCGCGAGCUCAAGGCAAAAAUUCAUCAAGAAGUGGCCCGUGAAUUGGACAAGGCCGAGAACGAAGCUCGGCCCGAUCUUACUGUUGUGGUGGAUAAAUAUGGCGACCAAAAGCAUUCAAAGAAAGACCCUGAUGCCAUCGAAUUCGGCGAUAUUGCCUUUGAUGUGCCAGCUCAUCGGUCCCUAACCAUCGCCAACACCAGCGGGACCGUAGCCAGAUUUUCAUUUGCGGAGCGGCAUAAUGUCGACGACGAGACCAUUGCACCAGCACCCUCAUGGCUUGUUAUGCACAUCACCAAGUCUGGAGAAACCACCCAUGACACUGGCCAAGUGGUAACUUCUUCGUCUGAGAGCCACACUCUGCUCCCUGGGGAAGUAGCGAAUGUCGAUAUGACGGCUUACGUUCGCAGCAUCGAUCACGUUCGGUUGCUUAAUAUUGGAAAGGUCAAACUAGAAGACAUCCUGAUCCUUCAUGUCGAUGGCGGCCGUGACCACUUUGUCUCUGUUCACGGCCGUUGGCUACCCACCUGCUUCGGUUGCAGUAUUGACGAGUUGACUCGCAUGCCAGAAGCAGGUGCUCGAAGUUUGGUCGAAUCCGACACCCCUCACCCAUCCAGCACAGAUGGUUCCGCGGAAAUUCGCUUGUCCGCACCCCGUGAGCUUUUCCGACUAACUGAAGCCAUCUCCGAGUUGACAGAGCGGGCUGUUGCAGAAUGGAGCAUGACAAAUGGUGAAUCCAAGGAGCAUAAAGCCCCAUGGGCAACGGAUCUCUCUAGGGGAGCAUGGCCCUUCCAGCCUGAUACAUGGACUCUAAAGGACCCGCAGGCGCGUGCUGCGCUGCAAACUUCCGUGCGCGAAGCCCUUGACACCAACACGCCCCUUGGCUCAGUCUUUGCCCCUGAGCUAUCCUCUCUCCAUCGGUUAGAGGUCCUAUCUGAAACCCUUUUUACUUUCCUGAACGCCCUCAAAGACGGCGUCGUUACCGCGAAAGUAUGGCAAGACAUGGAGCAGCAGAUAAUCGCGCGCGAGAAAAGCAAAUCACCCCCCCGAAACUGGGAAGAAACCCAGGCCUGGGUACUUGAGCACUUGGCAUACUCACCAGCACACAGCGUAUCAUUCACGUUUGUCACUUUUAUGCUCGCCCGCAUCGCCAAUGAAGUGGCCCCAGUAACCUCCACUGCACCGAUGGCCCCAUUAUCCAGACAAGAGAAAAAUGGCGAGGCCAAAGAGCCGGCAGAUAAGCAACCUGAAACCGAAAGCCUGGAUCAAGCUCAAUCUCCUACUCCGGCUUCCGCUACUGCCUUCAUAACCAGCGGCAGUUUCCGCCGCAAGAACCGUCCCACGAACACAUCCACUAGCACGAGCCCUGACCCCACGAGUCAGAACCCUUCGAUAGCACGUCGACAAGCAGUCGAGACUGCUCUAGCAUCUAUACUUUCACUCGUCCUUAUUUCUGCUCCCCUGCCGCCUAAAGAGAAAGAGCGCCGUAUGUCUGAAGAACGGAGGCGAUCAAUCAUUGAACCAUUCUUAAAGAUGAUUGCGGUGGAUGAUCGAGGUCCAUCUGGGGGCCGGUCAUGA
Molecule: messenger RNA, 3192 nt
Organism: Penicillium robsamsonii
Lineage: Eukaryota; Fungi; Ascomycota; Eurotiomycetes; Eurotiales; Aspergillaceae
Product: phosphatase family protein
Exons: 1
Coding region: 1-3192 (1063 amino acids)
Biological process (GO): phosphatidylinositol dephosphorylation
Molecular function (GO): phosphatidylinositol-4,5-bisphosphate 5-phosphatase activity
Source: RefSeq, a predicted model, not a curated record